Cuscuta europaea is the source of this 851-nucleotide messenger RNA. Lineage: Eukaryota; Viridiplantae; Streptophyta; Magnoliopsida; Solanales; Convolvulaceae. The record is from the annotation of a GenBank genome assembly.
AGGAGCGGGAGACAUCUGUCAUACCAAUCCCAUUCAUCGUGGUCUGAUCCGAUGGAGGAACUGCGUGACCGCUUCAGGAGGCACGAGAAGAGGAGGAGCGUCGCCCUCGAGAAAGACGGCAGGAUUCUGGCCAUGAUCCCGGAGGGCCGGGACAAGAAUAUCUCCAUCAAGGACUGCACCAAAGAAGCAGAUCUCUACACCCUCGGGUUCCGGCGGUACCGGUUCCUGGGGGAAACUGAUGAGAAGUUCCCAGUGUUUGAGGGAGCCUCCGGAGGUGUUCCAGUAAGUAUGAUGAACGUCAAAGGCCUCGCCCGAUUCAAGAACAAACCGGCCAAGGAUCUGAAGGGGCCGGACGCAGGUGGCCAAAAGCCCGUCGGUGCGCCCCUCAAAAAGCCCGAGGGCGAUGCUGCUGCGGCUAAGAGAAAGCCGUCGGCAAAGGAGCCCCCCCAAGCCCCUAAAAAGUUAAAGAAGGGGGAUGCCGCGAAGGAUGACCCCCCGGUGGUGAUUAUAGAUGACCCUCUGGUGAUGCCGACGGCGCAGGUGCCGGGGGUGGUCCGGGAGCCAUCUCUCGAGGUCCUCACGCUCUCCCUCCCGGCUGGUACGGCCGUGUUGAAUGGCACAGCCGACCCGAGGGCGAUCCUGAGGGGUAUUACCCUCGAUAUCGACAGGGCAGCUCUCGGGGCUGACGAUGAUCAAGCCCUUGAAGACAGGAUCCUCCGGUCUUCCCUCACGACUUGCGUUGCCCUCGGGGAGCAGUUCCGACGGCUGGAGGAAUGGCGCCUCCACAAAGCUAGGCAAGACGCCAAGAUGAAGGAGCUGAUCCUUAGGGACUCCCAGGCCACGAAGCUGAU